CAUUUACAAUCUAUGUUAGUUGCAAUUGGGAAACGAUUGGACAAGCUUGUUUUAAAAAUAUGGACAAAUCAGACCUGCCCGAGGAGCAGCCAUUGAAACCGGAGAAUAAAUCAAAUGAAGCGAAACCAAACACAACAUGGAAAGAAAAGCUCAUAAAUAUUAAAAACAAUGUGACUUUAGAACCGAUUCUAGCUUCUUACGUAGUACCUGGAGUCCUAGCUAGGCUCGCGAUGCAAAACCUUAACCUGGAUAAGGCAUGCCGCGUGAAUCUGGGUUAUGGUGAUCAAGUGUGUGAUGCUCUCAUAGCGAAGGAGGGAGACAGGUAUCACGAGGAAGAGAUACAAGUGCAAAAGCUGAUAGCAUCGAUGGAAGUGUGGAAGAAUGUGCUCCUCACGGCGAUCCCCAGUUUCCUGAUCCUAUUCAUAGGCGCGUGGAGUGACAGGACAGGAAAGAGGAAAGCGUGCGUUCUUAUACCGGUAGUAGGAGAUUUUAUCAUGUGUUUGAGCAACAUUUUGAACACGUAUUUCUUCUAUGAAAUGCCGGUGCAGGUGACUAUGUUUAUGGAAGCUUUCUUCCCGGCCGUGACUGGUGGCUGGAUCACCACGUACAUGGGUGUGUUCAGCUACAUCAGUGACGUCUCCAGCGAGGAGUCCAGGACGUUCCGUGUGGGCAUCGCCAACCUGUGCCUGACCGCGGGCACGCCCAUCGGCUCGGCGCUCAGCGGGGUGCUGCUCAAACACCUGGGCUACUACGGCGUGUUCACACUCAGUGGCUUGCUCUACUUCUUCAGUAUAGUGUACGGAUACUUCUAUAUACAGGAUCCUCAAAGACCGGGCAAUAAGGAAAACGUGGAAAAAACCGGAAUGUGGAAUUUUCUGAAGACAUUUUUUGAUGUAAAACAUGUAAGGGAUACUUUUCAAGUGACAUUCAAAAAGGGACCCAAUCGCCGGCGCACAAAAGCCAUCCUAGUGUUCACGGCCAUUGCCUUUAUUUAUGGGCCGUCUUAUGGCGAGUUUACAGUACGAUAUUUGUUCACAAGAUAUCGCUUUCAGUGGGACGCUGUUAAGUAUAGCUUCUUCAAUACAUUUUACGUGUGCGUUCAUGCACUUGGUGCAUUAAUAUCAAUAAGUUUCUUUAGUCGCAUGUUGAAAUGGGACGACUCGGUUCUUGGUCUGAUAUCCAACUGCAGUCAUUUUGUCGGCGCUAUUCUAUCGGCCCUUGCCAAAAAUGGAUAUGAAUUCUACUUAGCUAUUGCCGUAGAAACAUUCAAUGCGUCCUCCUUUACAGCUUUACGAUCGAUCUCAUCUAAAUUAGUCACAAGCGAUGAAUUGGGUAAAAUGAUAUCCCUAUUCAAUCUGAUGGAGAUAGUGACGUCGAUGGUGUCGGGUCCGGUGUACUCGUGGUUCUACAUGAUGACCCUCAGCCACGACGCCGGCGCGUUCUACUACAUCAGCACGGCACUGUCUGUGCCUGCUAUGGGCAUAUUUAUGUGGUUCUUCAUACAGCACAGAACAACAUUGAAACAGGAAAAAGGGGAAACAGUUCGGAUGACCAACAGAAAUCUGGUUUCAUCGAAAGAAAAUAGUUUGAUUAAUAGCUUAGAUUUGGCUGAUGAAAAAGUAAUACCGUGAGUCAGGUAAUAUAAAUAUAAAUUAAUAAAUAAGUCAGGUAGUAAAUAAACUUAUAAUAGUUUAAGUAAAUUGAUCUCCACUCAAAUAAUGAUAAGUUGUAAUAAAUAAAGGUUAUCAUAUUU
Messenger RNA from Plutella xylostella (diamondback moth), 1753 nucleotides. RefSeq names its product lysosomal proton-coupled steroid conjugate and bile acid symporter SLC46A3. NCBI's taxonomy places the organism in Eukaryota, Metazoa, Arthropoda, Insecta, Lepidoptera, Plutellidae. Gene Ontology annotation, cellular component: membrane. Gene Ontology annotation, biological process: transmembrane transport. Gene Ontology annotation, molecular function: transmembrane transporter activity. The record is from RefSeq and is a predicted model, not a curated record.